Molecule: messenger RNA, 591 nt
Organism: Paramecium pentaurelia
Lineage: Eukaryota; Ciliophora; Oligohymenophorea; Peniculida; Parameciidae
Source: the annotation of a GenBank genome assembly
AUGAUAAUUGUUGGAAUCAACAUAAUAAUAUUACUAUAUUUAGGUGCCAAUUUUUAUGCACCUGAACUUUUAAAGUCUUUAUUAAACAAAUAUAAAGAGUAUACUAAUAUAAUUCAAGAAAGAGUAAAAUAUUAUCCUUCUAUUUUUAGAUGUAAGAUUUAACUCUAUUUUAAAAUGUCAUCUACAACAGCAUUUUCUUUUUAAUCAGUUUUCCAUACAUGUCAUCAGAAUUUACGAUAUACUCAAAGGUGAAUUGGAGUUAUUUUCGAUUCUUCAAUACAAUUUCAGCAUCAUAUCGUUAUCUUUAAGUAUAAGAAUUUCAAUUUAUUCUAGUUCUUAGAAGCAAUACUAUUGUUGACAGCUUCAUUUCUGAAACCAACAUUAGCAGCAUAUCCUUUGAAUUUGUUUGCAUUUAUUUUGAUUUAUGAAAUAAGUAUACAGGAGCCAUUCUUUUUUAAAACUGUAUAAUUGUAUAGUAAUUAGCAUUCAGAUGAAACAAAGCAUUAAACAUCGAAUAUUAUGCAAGUUAUAGAUUGUGAUAUAAUACUUUUUGAUAAUAAUUUUAGCUUUAGAAUAUUCUGGAUUACCUGA